AUGAUUAGCUCCUUUCUUAUUGGAUUGGAGAAGAUGGCUCGCUCACUUCCUUUGAUAAAGAUAGGAAAAGUGGUGCUUGUCUUGAAGCUAACCCUUAGAUCCGGGAAGAGGGAACUGGCAGUAAGGCCCGCAAGAACUCACCCUCGUGUGAAAGAUAGCAAGAUGUGGUUGAUGGAAGUAGGAAGAGCCUACGAGUUCAUUUGUAACAAUAUGAAAGAAGAACCUUGCGUGCCCGAUCAUGAUAUAGGUACAGCUUCCAGCCAGAAAGGUGAUUGUGCUAGAAAGAUGGCAGUGAAGAUCAUGGAUAAAGAGCUAGUCAAGCAGCAUCCUGAUGAUAUCCACGUACCAACUACUGGCACUGCUAGUGCUUUUAUAGAUGUAGGAGCAGCGGAAAGGGCUGCUUUAGAAGCUUCAAUAGUUCCCUCAUCAACGGAUGGUUUAGCCGCCAGGACGAAGCGGUAUGAGAUAAGAGGUCUCAACGAGCCUUCAGCAUCUGAAACGGGAGCUUUAACCUGCAUAUCAUACGGGAGUCUUAGUGGAGAGCGUUCUCUGGCAAGCUUUAACUUCCCUUCGGGGAAAGGGAAAGACCUUGAAAACUCUUUCCGUAUAGGCCAGAAAACAGCUUGCUUAGAGAAAGACUGACUCUCCUACGGACCUGGUGGACCUUACACAGUCGAGUUAUUGCAUCCCUCUCACAAACUAUCAAUUUCAUAAGAGAAGAAAGAUCGUUUUUAGAAAAGAAAGAACGUUUUGAUUCGAGGCGGAUCCCUUUUUUCUUUGCCUUUACGAGUUGAAAAGAAAGUGGUAACAGGUAGUAGCUCUGGUAGAGUGCAGGACUGUAAAUCCUUCUGUGAGCGGUUCGAAUCCGCAAUCACUUAUAGUUAGUUUCAU
This is a messenger RNA of Arabidopsis thaliana (thale cress), 891 nucleotides long. RefSeq lists its product as uncharacterized. The record is from RefSeq and is marked reviewed. Bases 1 to 642 code for a protein of 213 amino acids. The transcript has 8 exons. Lineage: Eukaryota; Viridiplantae; Streptophyta; Magnoliopsida; Brassicales; Brassicaceae.